AUCACAGACAUGGAGCAGCAGAGUGCCAUAGGGCUAGUACUGAAGGGAUCAAGACUUGGAAGGAAGGGCAAACUCUCUCUUGUCCUGGUUCUUUGUGAUGAGCAGUGUAUAUGUUUGAUGUGCUGGCGGUUCCAUCCCUCUUCACUAGGAAGUUCAUAGACAUUCUACAAGCUACUAAUAUUACCAAGGUGAUCCAUGACUGUAGAUUUGUGUCAGAUCUUCUCUAUCACCACUAUGGCAUAGAACUGAACAGUGUGUUUGAUACACAGGUAGGAGACAUACUAAUCAAGAGAAGACAGUAUAUGGGGGAUUUCCCCCGGAAUGUUAGUGGAACAACACAGUGCAUCCUAGAGUACCUUGAAAUCAGUAUCCAUGACAUUGCUUUGCACCUAGAGAACACACAACGUAUUGAAGAAGACGAAUCAUCUUGGUUCCAGCGCCCUCUCUCUAAAGUGAACAUCCGUUGCGCUCUCUUGGAUACUGUAUACCUGCUGCGUCUAAGGGAGGCUAUCACUGAACAACUCAUGGCAGAAGUCACCUGUGGUAUUGACAUCUAUCUGACGAUCGAACGUGAUAGGCUGGAAGUAGACCCAAAGAAGUUAUCUUCCAGAGCUUCCUAUGUUCCUAGAGAGUUGAUCAAUGAUCUUCAUCGCAGGGUCACUCAGAUGGGAAUGUCUAGCACCAGGGUCAAACCCAAAGAGCUGUCUUUCCCUCCACCUUCAUUAGCCAACCCCGGUCAAGAGCAAGGUCAGCCCCCUCCCAAGGGCCCAUCAGGUAGGGGCAUAUCCCUGGAUGCUUCUAGGGGAUUUCAGAAGACAUCUCCAGGAAGGUCAGCCAAACCUUCUAAUCAUGAGCCCCCUAGACCACCGCUGAUGAUGGGUGUGACACAGACAGAGGAAGAAGAAGAGAGCAAUGAAGAAGUGUCGAGUGUGAGCUCUGAUGACUCUGAUGAAGCUUUUGCAGACAGUACUGAGAAGGAGCUUUGGCAACAGAGGUAUUCUAAGAACAUCAAGUCUGUGACUCUGAAAGAAGCUUUGACUGCCAAAGAAGAGAGUGAUGAUAUGCUUCCAGGGUAUCAAGGUGCAACAGGUUCCAUCCUUGAUCAUCAGAGACUUAUACAUCAGCAACCAAAGAGCUGUACAGCUAAACAUACAGUGCCUUCCAGAACAGUUCCAGACAGCACAAGUGUUUCUGGUCCAAAUUGGAUGAAUGAGACUGAUAAGCCAACACACAAAUUCUCCACAGAGCACAGUUUAAGAUUGACCCAGGGCCGUUUUAGAUCUGCUGAUAUGACUGAUCAUUCGUACUCACAGGGACCAGGUUCUGUAGCGCCACCCAAACUAUCAGAUCUUCAGCAAGGUUCCGCCGUAUCAAAAAGGUUAACCAACAUGCAACAUCCAGAUGCACCCCAGAGGCAUCCUAGCCACGAUCAGGGCACGGUCUCAGGACAGGCAUCUUAUGCUGAUGCCUUAUCAGGCAAGAAGAAAGAAGAAGAAGAAGAGCUGAAGGUGAAAGCUAAGAGGACAUUGAAGGCUAUAGGGAAGGCUCUGGCAGCAGGGGAGAACUUCAGUGAAGAUGUUGAGGAGGAUAAAGAUGAUGGUGCCUCUCGAGUUGAUCCACACAACGGAUUCGAUGGAUACUCAUCCUAUGGUCAAGGGUAUUCUGGAUUCAACUGUCGGAACAAGAAUGUAUCAGAGAAGGCCAGUUCAGAUCAGGGUUCAGUCCGUGCCACGUCAGGAAGGGGCAGAGCAUCUCUCUUCAACCAACAAUCCCAGGUCUUGAAUGCAAGACAAUCACAGUUACAGAAUCGAGCACCAGGAGGGUUGGGAAUGAGACGUCACACUGGAUUUCGCACCGUUCAAGUUGAUUUCCCCACUGAAGAAGAGAUAGAGUCUGCUCCAGACAGUGUACCCAUUGCAGUUGGCAGUUCCUUCUUAUCACAGAGAGCAAUAUAGUCACUCAGAUAACACUUAAAGCCUGUCUGUACUAGUUUGCCCAGGAGGGAUGAGACCAUACAGCGUGGUCACUGACAGAUGGCUAUCUCAUCAACUCAGCUCUCAAUUAACUUAAGAAAAAGAGGAUCA
Strongylocentrotus purpuratus (purple sea urchin) is the source of this 2084-nucleotide messenger RNA. RefSeq names its product piRNA biogenesis protein EXD1. Lineage: Eukaryota; Metazoa; Echinodermata; Echinoidea; Camarodonta; Strongylocentrotidae. Bases 111 to 1955 code for a protein of 614 amino acids. The transcript has 9 exons. Gene Ontology annotation, biological process: nucleobase-containing compound metabolic process. Gene Ontology annotation, molecular function: 3'-5' exonuclease activity; nucleic acid binding. The record is from RefSeq and is a predicted model, not a curated record.